AUGGUGUUCCCGGCGCUGUUGACCUCCUGUGUGGCCAUCGACGUACCCCCCGAUCCAACGACGGACGGUGCGAUUACUACGGCAAACAACAAGUUUUCGUUCGAGUACUUCAAGGCGUGUUACGAUGAGAGGUGCAACUGUGUCGUGUCGCCGAUUCACGUGCGUCUGGCACUGUCCAUGUUCUAUCCGAUUGCCGGUGCGGCAGUGCAGGAAGACUUCCAGGUCGCGUUCGGACUGCCGGACGAUGUGGACGCAACGGUCGAGCAGCAGAAGCGACUGGCGCACCGGAUGCACGACGGCACCCACCUGAAGGCGCUCUCGUUCGUGCUGGUGGAGGAAACGCUCCCGCUGACCAGCACCUUCCAGCGGUACUUUACCGGCACCUUCCAGACCACGGUCGAGCCGGUCGAUCUGACGGACGACAUCCCGUCCGCCCUGGCCGUCAACUCCUUCUAUCAGCGGGCAGACACCGAGAUCGAGGAUUUCAUCAGCGAGGGCGAUGUGUUCUCGCUGCCACCGUGCUUCAAGCUGAUGCUUUUUAGCGGUGUGUCCGUGCUGGCGUCGCUCGGCGUGCGGUUCAGUGCCGCCGACACCGCGCUGGAGGUGUUCCGGUUCGAGAACGCGCCGACCCAGCGCAUCCCGCUGAUGCGGACGACCGCGUUCGUUCGGCGCUGCCAGCACAACGAGCUCCGCUGCACGGUCGUCGAAGUUCCGUUCGAUGCGGCCAGCGGGCUGUCGCUGCUCGUCCUGCUACCGUACGACGGGACCGAGCUACGGCAGCUCAUCGCCACCAUCGGCCAGGCCCAUCUCGCGCAGAUCGACGAACGACUUCAACCCGCUUGGACGAAGCUGCUACUGCCGAAAUGUUUCGUGCGGGAAAAAACCGACCCCAAGGCGAUCCUCGGCAAGCUUGGCUUUGGUGGCGUGUUCGAGAUCGACGAUCUGCGCGUGUUUCGCGACACGGGACGGACGCGUCUCAAUGGGUUCUUCCAACACUGCUACCUAGCGACGAGCGAGAGCGGUGCGGCAAUCCCCGUACCGACGGAUACACCCAACCUGGCCACCUUCAAUGCAAACCGGCCAUUUAUGUUUCUGGUACGCCGCACCAGCGAUGGGUGUGUGCUGCAGAUAGGCAACUUUUCCAAAUACAUCGAUCCGGACGAACAGUUCUGA
Molecule: messenger RNA, 1173 nt
Organism: Anopheles marshallii
Lineage: Eukaryota; Metazoa; Arthropoda; Insecta; Diptera; Culicidae
Product: serpin B5-like
Exons: 3
Coding region: 1-1173 (390 amino acids)
Molecular function (GO): serine-type endopeptidase inhibitor activity
Source: RefSeq, a predicted model, not a curated record